AUGGCGGACCAAUCCGAAAAGAACGAAAAGACGCUCGAAAGGUCGGCUGAUGGCGAGCUCAGCGGCAGUGAUGGUGCCGAGAUUGACUUCGUCGAAUGGACUGAGGAUGAGGAAAACAGGUUGGUCCGAAAGCUGGAUUUUCUCCUGAUGCCGCUUCUCGUUCUCGGGUUCUUCGCCCUGCAGCUUGAUAGAGGAAAUAUUGGCAACGCCCUGACGGACAACUUUUUCAAGGAUGUGGGGAUCACGCAGAAUCAGUUCAACGUUGGCCAGCAGCUUCUAUCACUUGGUAUCAUUCUUCUCGAAAUCCCGAGCAAUUUGAUACUUUACCGCAUUGGGCCCACGAUCUGGAUUGGUGGACAAAUCAUCGCAUGGGGACUUGUUGCAACUUGCCAAGCUUUUCAAAAGGGCCUCCCUGCGUACAUGGUGACCAGGCUACUCCUAGGUCUAUGCGAAGCAGGAUUUAUUCCGGCGUGUCUCUUUACUAUGACGAGGUGGUAUAAGAGUAAUGAAACGAGCAAGAGAUUUUCGUGGUUCUUCAUCGGCAACACCGUCGCCUCUGCGAUGACUGGUAUCAUUGCGUACGGCAUAUUACACAUGAGGGGUGUUGCUGGACUCGCAGGCUGGCAGUGGCUAUUCAUCCUCGAAGGAAUCUUCACCAUCCUCGUGGGUUUCGCAUUUCUAGCCGUGUUCCCAGAGAGCGCGUCCCACCCCGUGUCCCUCCUCAAGCUUCGAUACUUCUCCGAGCGGGAGUCACGUAUCCUCCACCAGCGAGUCCUCAAGGACGAUCCGACAAAGGCGCAGGCCUCGAGGAACGUCAAGUGGGCUGAGAUCAAAGGCGCGCUCACCAACUGGCGCCUCAUCCCCCACAUCGGCUUCACUAUCGUCGGCCUCGCGCCGGCAUCCGCCUUUGGAUCCUACGCCCCGACUCUGGUGGCCGGGUUCGGAUUUGAAAAACUCCGAUCCAACGCGCUGUCGUCGAUUGCGAAUCGAGCCCUUGUACAUUCCACGGAUGCAAACCUGCGAUAUGCCAUCCUCACAAUCUCGAUUGCUGUAUCCUGGCCAUGGCAUGCUGUGAACGGUUCCUGGCUCGCGCUGAACGCCAAGUCCGCAGGCGAACGCUCCGUCACCCUAGCCAUCCACAUCAUGUCCGCCAACUGCGCCGGCAUCGUGGGCAAGCAGCUUUUCCGCUCCGAGGACUCGCCGCUCUACGUAAACGGCUUCACAAUCAUCGUGGGGCUGACCUCGGCCGCCGUCGUGCUUUCGGGACUCGCCAACCUUCAAUACUUUCUCCUCAACGGACGCAAGUUUGCGCGGUCCGGGCUCCAGUACACGUACUAA
Parascedosporium putredinis is the source of this 1338-nucleotide messenger RNA. The record is from the annotation of a GenBank genome assembly. Lineage: Eukaryota; Fungi; Ascomycota; Sordariomycetes; Microascales; Microascaceae.